Molecule: messenger RNA, 1062 nt
Organism: Penicillium subrubescens
Lineage: Eukaryota; Fungi; Ascomycota; Eurotiomycetes; Eurotiales; Aspergillaceae
Product: velvet factor family protein
Exons: 4
Coding region: 1-1062 (353 amino acids)
Source: RefSeq, a predicted model, not a curated record
AUGUACGCUCUUGAACAGGAAAGGGCCCAUCCGGUGCCGCCGCCACCACCACCGCUCUCAAUGGACCGCAUCUCUGGCCCGUCUGCCGGGUAUCCCACGCCAGGGACAGGCCCGCUGCGGUCGUCCGAUCACCUCGCGCCCAUCUCCACCAGCCAUGAGGGCCGGAUUUGGUCUUUACAGGUCGUCCAGCAGCCUAUUCGAGCUCGCAUGUGUGGUUUCGGUGAUAAGGACCGGAGACCGAUCACUCCACCCCCAUGUAUUCGCCUAAUCGUACGAGAUGAACACACUGAGAAAGAGAUUGAUAUCAAUGAGAUCGAUACAUCCUUCUACGUACUCACCGUCGACCUGUGGAACGCCGAUGGUACGAACGAGGUCAACCUCGUCAAGCAUUCCGCCACUUCCCCCUCCAUCUCGACCGCCAUGUCCUCCUCAUACCCACCUCCGCCCCAGAGCAUGUCUCCUACCUACCCCGCCUAUAGUCAGAAUGCCUAUGGGCAACCAGUCGGAUACCCGCCCAUGAGCAACUAUUAUGGCCAACAACAGAUGUACCAAAAUCCAUACGGUCAGGCAGUGGGGUACCCACCCUAUGGCUAUCCCCAGGGGGGACAGAUGCCCGCUGCCAUGUCUCCCGCGCCACCAGUCUCGGGUGGUCCGGGCGGCAUGUUCACUCGGAACUUGAUUGGCAGUCUCAGUGCCAGUGCUUUCCGUCUAACGGACCCAGAUAACAAGAUCGGCGUGUGGUUCAUUCUGCAGGAUUUGAGUGUGCGCACAGAGGGCACUUUCCGUCUCAAAAUGAGCUUCGUCAAUGUGGGCACCCAGUCCACUGAAAGCAGCAACGGGGCGCCCGUGAUCAACCAUGGAUCUGCCCCCGUUCUGGCCUCGGUCUUUAGUGAACCCUUCCAAGUCUUCUCCGCCAAGAAAUUCCCCGGUGUCAUUGAAAGCACCCAAUUGAGCAAGUGCUUUGCGCUACAGGGUAUCAAGAUACCCAUCCGAAAGGAUGGUGUCAAGGGACCCCGGGGUCGUGGCGGAGACGGAGACGAUGACGAUGGUGAUGACUACUAG